CUAUCAAGAAUAUUAGUUCCAAGUCCGCUGUUGAGGACUGUAUCAAAACUCUCUACAUUUGACUCUAUAACAGGUCCUGGUGUCCCGUACAAAGGUCGAGGACCCUGGGUAUUAACUAUACCUCAACUGGAAACUAACACGGAGAGCAGCGCCCUCUUACCCUGGAAAUCUCAAAUCCCAAUGACUGUCAGAUAUAAAAUACCCAAACAUCCUCCCUCCCAACGCCACAGUAGAACAAUCUCACCGGAAGUAUCAAAUUUGUUACGUAUGCAGACGUCUAUAAGCCUGAUUACACCUAGUAUAAUAACACCGAACGGGGUAGCGUCUUGGGGAAAUAUAUCAGCACCGGAACAGGAUCCAGAGGUGCUGAUUGAAGAUCCUGUAGUUACCAGAGAAACUUAUAAAACCCGACAGAAAGGUACGCACAGACUCAGAGUUAUCCGCGGCAGGCCAAAACCGCAGGUUACUCAGCGAAUCAGGAGAAAGAGAAGAAGACUCCAGAAAUUAUGGGACACAAAAGAAAAAGAAAGACAGAAAGCUAUAAUAAAACUCAGAGAGGACAAUUUCAAAACGGAGAAAAAGCGGGUUCAAAGUUCAGAUUGGUGGGACUGGUAUGUUCCAUAUGACAACAAGCCCAUGCAGUUCUGAUUCAUUACGUCACAUCUGAUUGAUGACAACGUCAGAAAGACAAAAAGUGGUUGUUGACUAGUAUGUCAUGAGAAGAAUGCAGCCGCGUGGCAUUAUAUUCAUUUCCCUUCCAUACCAAUGAGAUGAUCAAAACAUUGCGGUCGUGACAAUUUUUCUGAUGUUACUUGAAAUGAAUCGCUACAUUUGAUAUGUUUACUUUUAGGUACUAA
Molecule: messenger RNA, 857 nt
Organism: Bolinopsis microptera
Lineage: Eukaryota; Metazoa; Ctenophora; Tentaculata; Lobata; Bolinopsidae
Exons: 5
Coding region: 181-648 (155 amino acids)
Source: RefSeq, a predicted model, not a curated record